Messenger RNA from Annulohypoxylon truncatum, 1004 nucleotides. Its product is annotated as mitochondrial ribosomal protein L37-domain-containing protein. The coding region runs from base 149 to 811 and encodes 220 amino acids. The record is from RefSeq and is a predicted model, not a curated record. Lineage: Eukaryota; Fungi; Ascomycota; Sordariomycetes; Xylariales; Hypoxylaceae. Gene Ontology annotation, cellular component: mitochondrial large ribosomal subunit. Gene Ontology annotation, molecular function: structural constituent of ribosome. The transcript is spliced from 2 exons.
CCCCUCCACUUUAACUGGUGGGCAUCGAGUGGACAUCGGCAAAACUGAACCCAAAGCUCCGACCAUCGCAUACAAAAUUUCUAGAGCUUCAAUAUCCAAGCCUCCAAAUCUCAAACCAGCGCCCCGCGCAUCCCAACGCAAUCCACUCAUGAUGAUAUGCCACCGCUGUCUCGCGCGCGCCUCGGCGCUCAGCUCACGCAUAUCGAACACUCUGCGCUCCUCCACCGCCAUACGCACAAUAUCCAGCACCCACGCACAACGGUCACCCCCCGCGGCCCCAUCACCAUCACCGUCACCAUCCGCCCCCGCAUCCGCGCCCGGUAGCGAAUCGCCCACCUUCAGCACGCCUCUGUCCGAUACCGCAGCGGGCGGCGAGGAGAAGCCCGCGCUGUCGUCGUGUCCGGAGGGCACCAUUCUGACGGGGCUCAACUACUUCAAGAACCGGACGGACCCCGUGGCCUUGGCUGACGAUGCGUACCCGUCGUGGCUGUGGACGUGCAUAGAGACGGAGCAGAAGGAAGAAGAGGCUGGCGAGGAUGAAGGCGACGAAUUCUCAAAAUCUAAAAAGCAGCGUCGUCUAGCAGCGAAGCGGCAACGCGCGCUCGAGGCCAAGAUCCUCGCCGAGGGCAACCUCGAGGCCCUAGCGCCCAAGAUCCCGCUGCAGUACCAGAGCAUCAACCUGCCGGGCAACGAGGACGGCACGCCGGAGGGCGCGCUCGCCGCGAAGGAGGCCCGCGAGGCGCUGACCAAGGCCAUGCGCAAGGAGAGGAAGAAGACCAUCAAGGAGACCAACUACCUGAAGGGCAUGUAGUCUACCACGACAGUAAUGAAAUUUCGGUGAUGAUAAUGGGAUAUCUACGGCGGAUGAUCUGUUGUGUAAAACACACGGGGAGAAAUCAUGGCCUUGCGUAAGGGGCGAGGCUGAGCAUAGCUCUACUCCCCGAGAUGUACUAUACGCGAGUAGACCUGUAUACAAACAUAAAUCACACAUAUAUGUCAAAGAA